Messenger RNA from Papaver somniferum (opium poppy), 1212 nucleotides. RefSeq names its product protein MAIN-LIKE 2-like. The transcript is spliced from 4 exons. The record is from RefSeq and is a predicted model, not a curated record. Bases 1 to 1212 code for a protein of 403 amino acids. Lineage: Eukaryota; Viridiplantae; Streptophyta; Magnoliopsida; Ranunculales; Papaveraceae. Gene Ontology annotation, biological process: meristem maintenance; meristem development.
AUGACGACGUUAUGGCCACUUGAAAAGUUAUGUGAAGAGGUGAAAGCGAUUGUUAAGAACUCCGGGUUGUGGCCUGCAAUGGAGAGUUCGAUUGUUGAGUAUGACAAAGUUACCGUAUCUGCAUUAUGUGAGAGGUUCUACGGAGAGACUAAUACAACGUUAUUCCCAUUCAGUGAGAUGGUGGUAACUCCCGAUGAUGCUCUUCAAAUUCUAUGCCUCGAGGUUGAGGGAAAAGCAAUCAGUGAUAGCUACAAUGAUGGAAUUUCUUGGGAGAAUAUCUUCAAAUUUAAAAAAAUCUUGUUCAGUUUGGAUGAGAAGCUGUCUGAGUCUUUGUUUGUGAAGAAGGAUGGUUAUAUAAGCAGGAAGUUAUGUUUGAAGAUGUUGAUGGACACAUACUCUGGGACCCAGAAAACCUAUGAUGACGAAGGAAGUGUGCCCAUGAUUUCCGGAAGCUUGGUCGACUCCAAGUAUCUUCAACUAUUACAUCCCUUUCAUGAGAUGCAUAAGUAUUCUUGGGGUACCGCGGUAGUCGCCUUCUUGAAUGCAGAGUUGACAAAGGGUUUAAGGGCUCUAGCGAAGCAAGUUAAUGGAAAUCUAUGUCUCAUCCAGGUUUGGGUAUAUGAGCAUUUCCCUUCUUUGUUGAAAGGCAACCCCCACAUCAAAGUGAACACUAAGCUUGCAAGUCACCUGCCAAGAGGACAACGAUAUAGUUUUAUUGGUGCUCAGGAUAAGGAUAUGUCACAUCAUCUUAUCAACAUGCGAGUCUCCUUGGACAAAAUGACUGCGGAUGAGGUAAUAUUUAAUAUGUAUCGAGAUGAUAGAAAUGAAGGAUUUUCAAUGUACGAUCCACAUCGGGUAAUGCGACAACUGGGUUACAUCCAAGAGAAACCCCAUGCCAGUGAUGAUAUGUUCUUUAAAGUGGACAGGGCAGGGUGCAACACAUCCCAAAAAAGUAUUGACGUAUGUUAUGCUCCACAACCAGAGAUUUCUCAUUGGAACGGAAGGUAUAACCGUAAAACCGAUACGAGUCUUUUGGAUGAGGUGACUGAAGGUCGUGAAGCUCAUGAAAAUUACAUGUCGUGGUACUUGGGUUUUGCCCGUCCUACUGUGAUUAGGGAAGAGACUAUUGAACAACCGGCUUGUAAGAGGAAGAUGCCACCGAAAUACCCAACAACAAGUCUUAAGAACUUUGUAAGUAUCUUAUUGUUUUAA